Molecule: messenger RNA, 542 nt
Organism: Ctenocephalides felis (cat flea)
Lineage: Eukaryota; Metazoa; Arthropoda; Insecta; Siphonaptera; Pulicidae
Product: juvenile hormone acid O-methyltransferase-like
Exons: 2
Coding region: 92-505 (137 amino acids)
Source: RefSeq, a predicted model, not a curated record
AGCUAAAAACAUCUACGACCUCCUUCUUCCCGGAGGCGACUGCCUCUUGGUUUUCCUUGCCCGGAAUCCAAUCUUCGACGUUUACCGGAGAAUGGCUUCAAAUCCUCGAUGGGCUCCUUAUAUGAAGGAUGCUGAUCGAUUUGUUUCACCAUAUCAGGACAUUGAAAAUCCCCACAAAUUAUUAAAACAACAUCUAACUGAUGCUGGAUUCGAACAAAUCCAUUGCGAGACAAGAGACAGGGUGUUUGUUUUCGAUGGAAUCGAUAUUUUAAGCGAAUCUGUACGAGCAGUGGAUCCUUUCAAAUCUCGAAUUCCAAUUCACCAACAUAACGAAUAUUUUCAUGAUUAUUUUGAAAUAGUCAGAAAAAUGGGGUUUGUUGGAAAAACUGAUAAAAAUAAUAACGAGUUUAAAGAAGAUGAUAGUUUAGAUGGCGACAUCAAGAUCUAUUCGCCAUAUACUUUACUUAUUGCUCAUGCAAGAAAAUCAUCACAAAUAAUAAAAUAAAUAUAAGUUAAAUAUAAUAAGUAGUUAAAUCGGUCGC